CACUUCUCCCCCGGGGGCACCCCCAAAGGAUGUGAGCUUUUGCCGUGCACUUUAAAGAACGGCCCUUCUGCUGUGUCAAGGUGUGGAGACUAGCGAGGACUCCAGUCCAUGGAUUUAUUAGCUUUAACACAACAUUUUUACACCACGUUGUCCACAGGCUGGCGAUCUUGAAGGAUGGGUGACUGGAGCUUUCUGGGGCGUCUGCUAGAGAACGCCCAGGAGCACUCCACGGUGAUCGGCAAGGUGUGGCUGACAGUCUUGUUCAUCUUCCGGAUCCUGGUGCUGGGCGCCGCCGCCGAGGAGGUUUGGGGAGACGAGCAGUCCGACUUCACCUGCAACACGCAGCAGCCUGGCUGCGAGAACGUGUGCUACGACCAGGCCUUCCCCAUCUCGCACAUCCGCUUCUGGGUCCUGCAGAUCAUCUUCGUGUCCACGCCCACGCUCAUCUACCUGGGACACGUUCUGCACAUUGUCCGCAUGGAGGAGAAGCGCAAGGAAAAGGAGGAGGAACUACGAAAAGCCAACAGAUUCCAGGAAGAGGAGGAGAAGGAGAUGCUGUUCAGGAGUGGCGACAGCAGUGGCGUGGACCGAGGCGGUGGCAAAAGGGUGAAGCCCCCCAUUCGGGACGAGCACGGCAAAGUCCGCAUCCGGGGGGCCCUGCUGCGCACUUAUGUCUUCAACAUCAUCUUUAAGACCCUCUUCGAGGUGGGGUUCAUCUUGGGGCAGUAUUUCCUGUAUGGCUUCCAGCUGCAGCCCUUGUACAAAUGCGCCCGCUGGCCCUGCCCCAACACGGUGGACUGCUUCAUCUCACGGCCCACGGAGAAGACCAUCUUCAUCAUUUUCAUGCUGGCGGUGGCCUGCGUUUCCCUUUUCCUCAAUCUACUGGAGAUCUACCACCUGGGUUGGAAGAAACUCAAGCAGGGCAUGACCAACGGAGCCGCGUCGCAACAGGAGUCAAUGCGGCGAACCGCCGGUACCAACGCCAGAGAGCCACAGUGCUCGGCCCUCAGGACCGCGAGCGGCUACCCCGGCAAGUACACGGACGUGACAGCCGGCAGCGCGGCCUUCCUGCCCCAGGCAGAGUUUAAGAUGGACAACUUGCAGCAGGAGGAGGCCCUCCGCCAACACGGGCCCGCCGCCCACUACUACAUCAGCAACAACAACAACCAUCGGCUGGCCACACAGCAGAACUGGGCCAACAAGGCCACGGAGCAGCAGACUCGGGAGAUGAAAACCACCUCCCCCACGCUCUCCUCCUCCUCUUCUUCUUCUUCUUCUUCCUCAUCCAACCAGCAAACCGUGGUGGGCACAGCCCCCGGCGCCACCCCCAGUUCAACGGGUACCAGUCCCAGUGCCCGCAGCAGCCCAGGCUCCAAGGUCAACGAGUCGGAUAAUAGCCGCUUCACCACGACCACGGUGGAGAUGCACAAGCCCCCCAUGACUGCUGCACUGGACCCCCGGCGGCUGAGUAGGGCCAGCAAGAGCAGCAGCGUAAGGGCCAGACCCGAUGACUUGGCGGUAUGAGCCCCACUCUGGACCCGUGAAUCCCCGGAAAAUAUAGCUUCCACAAACCAAAAUGAUACAGAAAGGUGGCGGUAGACUUCAGAUGAUGAUUCAGUGACCAAGCCCCUUUUCACACCAAGUUUCCGAAUUCACCCAUCAGAGGCGUAACGAUAGAGCGGGCAUUUAUAGAACCCACAUGUGGGUUCAUUUGGCACUUGCUGAGACCACAAAAGCUGACAAAUUCAUGGAUCGACUUGGAGCCUGCGCCUUGACGUUUCGGUUCCAUAAUCCCUUUGUGCGCCAAUGUGGUUCUGCAUCUGAUCCUACUUUAUAAACGCUAUGGGUACUUUUCACACGGGACAGAGACAACCCGGGAAAAAGCCAGCUUUGAUGUUUCGUGUGAAAGGGACUGUGGACUCUUUCGGGGAAGAUCUAGUUGCGUUUUUUCUUCUAUUUGAUGCACUUAAUAGACUCCGGUGUGUGUGCCCGGUUUUAAACUGGUAACCACAACGCACUGCAGCGUCUAGUUGGCUUCAUUCAUGACCUUUCAAAGUGUUAAAAAAAACAACCAACAAAUAAUUUGUCAGUUCAGGAUGGAUUACAAUACAA
This is a messenger RNA of Hippocampus zosterae (dwarf seahorse), 2112 nucleotides long. RefSeq names its product gap junction protein, alpha 3 (gene gja3). Bases 175 to 1524 code for a protein of 449 amino acids. Gene Ontology annotation, biological process: cell communication. Lineage: Eukaryota; Metazoa; Chordata; Actinopteri; Syngnathiformes; Syngnathidae. Gene Ontology annotation, cellular component: connexin complex. The transcript has 4 exons. The record is from RefSeq and is a predicted model, not a curated record.